Molecule: messenger RNA, 2151 nt
Organism: Fonticula alba
Lineage: Eukaryota; Rotosphaerida; Fonticulaceae
Exons: 3
Coding region: 1-2151 (716 amino acids)
Source: RefSeq, a predicted model, not a curated record
AUGACCCAGCCCCCUGGCCGGCGGCCCCGGUGGCAGCCGGGGAUCCCUUCCCUGCUCCUGGCCACCCUGCUGGCUGUGGCGGCCCUGGUCCUGGCUCCUGUGUCGGGGCUCCACCUGCCGAGCCCCAUUGCUCGGGACCGUGCGGCACUGGCCCGCCCGGCCAGGCCCCCGGCGGUCGGUGCCGAUGAAAUCGCCGCAGCCGCCUGCGACACAAACUGCACCAUGUGCAGCUCCAAUGUGUGCAGUGCCUGCCAGGCCGGGUACUAUCUGCACCAUCACGACCCGGCGACGCCCUGUGUCACCCACUGCCCGGCGGAGUAUCCCGUCAUUCUGAUCAGCCCCACCUCCAGGAUGUGCUGGCACGAGGAGCAGAUCCCGGGCUGUGCCGUGAUGGAGGUCGACGAGGGCGAUGUGUACCGGUGCCAGGAGUGCAAGCCGGGCUGGUGGCCCUCGGGCGCCACGUGCGCCACCUGCCCGGUCACUUGCGGCACCUGCACCGGCAAUGACGCCUGCACCUCCUGCCUCAAUGGCUACUACCUGCAUGGGGGGUCCUGCGUGGCCUCCUGUCCGGAUGGCAAGUUCGCCGAUGACUCCAGUGGCGCCUGCACGCCCUGCCAGGCGACCUGCGCCACAUGCGGCGCCGCCACCUCCUGCACCUCCUGCCAGCCUGGCCGAUUCCUGUACAAGGGUGCCUGCGUGUCCUCCUGCCCGCCGGCGACCUAUCUGCAGGCCGGCACCGGCACCUGUGUCGACUGCUCGACCAACUGCCUGGAUUGCACCGGUGCAACCGCCUGCACAUCCUGCCUUCAGGGCUACCUCCUGCAUGAGGGGUCUUGCGUGGGCUCCUGCCCGGAUGGCACGUUCGAAAAUGACACGAGCACCGCCUGCAUUGCCUGUGAAGCGGGCUGUGCUGCCUGCUCCAGCGCCGCGUUUUGCACCUCCUGCAAUGAUGGAUUCUUCCUGGAUGGCCACUCCUGCGGGGCGGCCUGUCCGGAGGGCACCUUCGGCAAUGUCACCGACAACACGUGUGCCGCGUGCGGCGAGCGCUGUCUCGCCUGCACCGGUGCCACUGCUUGCACGGCCUGCAAGUCGGGGUAUCUCCUGCAUGAGGGCGCCUGCGUGGCAGCCUGCCCUGCCGGCUUCUUCCCUCGGCAGGGCGUCUGUGUCGUCUGCGGCGAUCACUGCCUCGCCUGCACCAGCGCCACCGAAUGCACGGCCUGCAGCCCGGGCUCGCCGCUGCACAACGGCGCCUGCCUUCCCGCCUGCGACUCCGGCUUCUUCGACAAGGACAACGUCUGCACCGCCUGCCUGCCGGGCUGCGAUGUGUGUACCAAUGCCAGCACCUGCGAUCGGUGCUCCGCGGGGCUCUUCCACUACCAGAACCAGUGCCUGGAGGCCUGCCCAUCUGGGACCUUCGUCGAGGAGGACUCGGCCCCCGAUGCCUGCCAGGACUGCCACCCCCUGUGCCAGGAGUGCGCCGGGCCGGGCGCCGACGCGUGCACCGCCUGCGAGGCCCCCCUGACCAUUCGCCAGCCGGUCCCCCCGGUCAGCCCGCCGCUCGCCGCCGAUCGCCGGUGCGAGCCGUGCGACGCCUCAUGCUAUACCUGCAGCGGCGCCGCUUCGGACGAGUGUCUGUCCUGUGCCGGCGCCAAGGACAUCCUGCACCAGGGCUCCUGCCUGGCCGAGUGCCCGGGCGCCGGGUUCUGGCUGGAUGAGUCGGACCCCGCGGCCCGCGGCUGCCGCCCGUGCCUGGCCGGCUGCGAUGUCUGUGACUCUGACGACUCGUGCUCGGCGUGCAAGGCCGGGAUGGUUCUGCUGCGGUCGGAGGCCGGGGCCCUGUCCUGCGUGUCCGCCUGCCCGGCCGGGCUGUUCGCCCAGCUGGGCGAGUGCGCCGAGUGCGCGGAGGACUGCCACACGUGCACCGGGCCGGAGCCGGCCGACUGCCAGGUGACCUGGUGCCAGGCCGACGGCACCUGCACCAACAACCGGGCCCUGGCCAUCGGGCUCGGGGUGGGUCUCGGCCUGCUGGUCCUGCUGUUGGCUGUGGCCGCAGUGGUGUUCGUCAUUGUCCGCCGGCGGCGCACAUCCAAGUCCGGCCCUGGCGAUAUCGACAUGAGCACCUUCGGCAACAUCAUCGACCAUUCAGAUUGA